GCGACGGGGCGGCCUCGCUUGGUGGCAGCGGCCGGCGGCUGGGGCCGUGAGGGAGCGGCGGGGCGGCGGCAUGGGGCGGCGGCGGGCAGGAGAUCUCAGCCAUGCAGAACUGAUGAUGAUGACGAUAGCUGACAUCAUAAAACAACUAAUUGAGGCUCACGAGCAGGGAAAAGACGUGAAUCUGAAUAAGCUGAAAACCAAGACUUCAGCCAAGUAUGGGCUCUCGGCGCAGCCACGUCUGGUCGACAUCAUCGCUGCCGUUCCGCCGCAGUACCGCAAGGUGCUGGUGCCAAAGCUGAAGGCCAAGCCCAUAAGGACUGCUAGCGGGAUUGCUGUCGUGGCUGUGAUGUGUAAACCACACAGGUGUCCACACAUUAACUUUACGGGCAACAUAUGUGUGUACUGCCCAGGUGGGCCUGAUUCUGACUUUGAAUAUUCAACGCAGUCUUACACUGGAUAUGAGCCAACAUCCAUGAGGGCCAUUCGGGCUAGGUAUGACCCCUAUCUCCAGACAAGACACAGAGUGGAACAGCUGAAGCAGCUGGGCCACAGCGUGGAUAAAGUGGAGUUCAUCGUGAUGGGCGGAACCUUCAUGGCCCUGCCUGAAGACUACCGAGAUUACUUCAUCCGAAACCUUCACGAUGCCUUAUCGGGUCACACUUCCAAUAACGUAGCAGAGGCUGUCAGGUACUCGGAACGAAGCCUGACAAAAUGCAUCGGGAUAACAAUAGAGACCCGGCCCGAUUACUGCCUGAAGCGGCAUCUAAGUGACAUGUUGUCCUACGGCUGCACGAGGCUGGAGAUCGGAGUGCAGAGCGUGUAUGAGGACGUGGCCAGGGACACCAACAGAGGUCACACCGUGAAGGCUGUGUGCGAGUCGUUUCACUUAGCCAAGGAUGCUGGCUUCAAAGUGGUGGCACACAUGAUGCCCGACUUACCAAACAUGGGGCUUGAAAGGGACACGGACCAGUUUGUUGAGUUUUUUGAGAAUCCUGCUUUUCGCCCGGACGGCAUGAAGCUCUAUCCAACGCUAGUGAUCCGUGGCACUGGUCUGUACGAGCUGUGGAAGACUGGAAGAUACAAGAGCUACCCCCCUAGCACUCUUGUGGAUCUGGUGGCCAGAAUCUUGGCUCUCGUCCCACCGUGGACACGUGUGUACCGUGUUCAGAGAGAUAUUCCGAUGCCACUAGUGAGCUCCGGAGUGGAGCACGGGAACCUGAGAGAGCUUGCCUUGGCCAGGAUGAAAGAUCUUGGGACACAGUGUCGUGAUGUAAGGACAAGAGAGGUUGGAAUUCAAGAAAUUCACCAUAAAGUGAGACCGUAUCAGAUUGAGUUGGUUAGAAGAGAUUAUGUGGCUAAUGGUGGCUGGGAGACCUUCCUGUCCUAUGAAGACCCAGAGCAAGAUAUUCUCGUUGGCCUUCUACGACUGCGGAAGUGUUCAGAGGAGUCCUUCAGACCCGAGCUGAAAGGAGGUGUUUCCAUCGUCCGGGAGCUGCACGUGUAUGGGAGCGUGGUCCCAGUGAGCAGCCGGGAUCCUUCAAAAUUUCAGCACCAGGGAUUUGGUAUGUUGCUCAUGGAGGAGGCGGAAAGAAUAGCCAAGGAGGAGCAUGGGUCAUGGAAAAUUGCUGUAAUUUCAGGUGUUGGCACAAGGAACUACUACAGGAAGAUCGGCUACGAGCUGGAAGGGCCGUACAUGGUGAAAAGGCUGGACUGAGCCCCGGGAGGCCCUCACCCUCCAGCUGCUGGGAGGAGAGAGGACAACACCAGACUCAUCCUGGGAGGAAAGCUCACGGUGCUGGAUUGAAGCUGAAAACCAAAGCCUGCCAGCUGCAAAGGACUUGCUUAUGCCAGAGCCCACGGCAGCAAAUGGGGCGUCUCCCCUGGGGCACACAGUUCUCCUGAGAGCUGCCCCUGCCCCAGGAGAGGUGAUGGGCAUGACAUGUGUCUUGUUACCCACAAAAGCCUGCCGGAUAGCCGGGGCUGGCUCUGAGGCAUUGCAAUACAGGACUGAAGCACAGGUGAACUGAAAGCUCUGAAUUUGGGGGCCCUGUCAGGCAGCCUAGUGUGAAAAAUGUCCAUUGUUUCUCUGAUGCUAUCUUUUGGGCUUUUAACGUGCGUUGAAAUUGCGUUCAAAACGAAUGAAUUCCUUCUCUUUGCAUAUC
Messenger RNA from Cygnus atratus (black swan), 2162 nucleotides. It is a transcript of the gene ELP3, whose product is annotated as elongator acetyltransferase complex subunit 3. Bases 71 to 1714 code for a protein of 547 amino acids. The record is from RefSeq and is a predicted model, not a curated record. Gene Ontology annotation, cellular component: cytoplasm; elongator holoenzyme complex; nucleus. Gene Ontology annotation, biological process: tRNA wobble base 5-methoxycarbonylmethyl-2-thiouridinylation. The transcript is spliced from 15 exons. Gene Ontology annotation, molecular function: iron-sulfur cluster binding; acyltransferase activity, transferring groups other than amino-acyl groups. NCBI's taxonomy places the organism in Eukaryota, Metazoa, Chordata, Aves, Anseriformes, Anatidae.